Messenger RNA from Osmerus eperlanus (European smelt), 2075 nucleotides. It is a transcript of the gene fam151a, whose product is annotated as family with sequence similarity 151 member A. NCBI's taxonomy places the organism in Eukaryota, Metazoa, Chordata, Actinopteri, Osmeriformes, Osmeridae. The record is from RefSeq and is a predicted model, not a curated record. The coding region runs from base 68 to 1873 and encodes 601 amino acids. The transcript is spliced from 9 exons.
CCCCAGAUAUAUCUUCCUCACACCACCUGAGUCCUCUCCAAGGGACACAUCUCAGCUCUGAGAGGACAUGGACAGGAGCACAGAAAGGGGGACUGAGGGAGGGAGAGGUGGAGAGGAGAGUAGAGACCAGAGCAGGUACCUGGGGUGUCUCAGGAAGAAACAGUUAAUCAUGGUGUGUGUGUGCGCUGGAAUACUGCUGGUCCUCUUCACCAUCGUCACCGCGGUGGUCGUCACGCAGAACUCAGGUCCUCAUCCUCUCCAUUGGUUUUCUACUGGUGGAGACAUGUUGGACUUCCUGGUUCAGACGGGUGACAUCACGGAGAAAGACGCGCUAUUGGCCACCUGGUAUCACCGAGCCAACAACCAAUCAGAGAUGAAUACGGCACUGAGAAGUGACAUCAUGAUUCUGGAGGCGGAUGUGACAGUUCAAGGUCUGAACACAGCCAAUGAGACGACACUACCCAUCAUGGCCCACCCCCCUCACGUCUACAGCGACAACACUCUGAACCAAUGGCUGGACGCCGUGCUGAAAUCCAGGAAAGGGGUGAAGCUGGACUUUAAGAGUCUGAAGGCAGUGGGUCCAUCUCUGGACUUGCUUAAGGAAAAGAACCGGACCUCAGGGCUCAACAGGCCCAUCUGGAUCAACGCAGACAUACUUCAUGGUCCCAACGUACCCGGGUUCUACCCUGUGGUGAACGGGUCCAGCUUCCUGUCCCUGGUCCAGCAGAAGUUUCCGGAGGUGACCCUUUCUCCAGGGUGGGCCGUGUUGUAUGUUCCUCAGUUCCCCAACGUCACCUACACUCAAGCCAUGGUGGAGAAGAUGUACGACAUCAUCAGGCUGGCCCCUCAGCCAAUCACCUUCCCCAUCUACGUCCUCAUGGCCAGGAGUGGCUGGCCUCACAUCGCAUGGCUGCUCAGCCAAUCUCCACGGUUCAGCCUGACCCUGUGGCAGGGCAACGUGAACCCUAGUGUGGAGGAUCUGCUCUUCAUCAGAGACAACAGCCACCCUCGCAGAGUCUACUACGACAUCUACGAACCCAUCCUUUCUAAUUUCAAACAGGCCGCCAAUCAGAGGGGGAGGGUGCGGAGGUUCUAUCCUGGAGGAGACCUGCAUGACUACUUCCUGUCCAAACACAGAGAUGGGCGGGACAUCCUGUGGCACAACGUCAGAGACUCCGCCUCCCUGGAGUCUCUACUGGCAGGCGACCAUGGUGGAAUGCUGGUGAUCACGGUGGGUUUCGUUCCGGAACAACCCGGUGUCCCGGUUCUGGAAGGUUCCGGUUCCGCCCCAGUGUUCUCCCUCUGGGCCUGUCUGGACAGGGUUCUCUCCUCCUCCGGGCUCUGGGGGUUCUACCUUCGGGUCGGGAACCGGGAUGUUCUGGAAGGUUCUCUGCGUGUGCUGAGCGAGCUGUAUGACAGGAACCGUCUGUACCGCCCGGUCUGGGUCAACAUGGCGCUGUCGCAGGGCUGUUUCUCCACACAGGGCUACAUCUCUGGUGAGGCCUACCUCGCCACCGUCAACCAGGUGUUUUCCCACAUCACCCUGGCCCCCAGCUGGCCCCCUGAGGCUCUGGAAGAGGGGUACACCACACCCCUGGUCCGCGACAUGGAGGUGCUGCUGGAGGGGGCGUGGCAGGGCGUGGCUCUGCAGGUGGGGGCGGAGCCUCUUGGGAGGUCAGGGAAGGGGCUAAAGGGGCUGCAGAGUAAGUAUUCACUGAUAGUAGAGGAGGGGGUGGAGAGAGGCAGGAUUAUAGAGGAAGAGGGAAAAGAACAAAUUGUGAGGACUUUACGUCAGGUCAGCAGAAAGAGGCGGGUCUACUGCACUCCUGACCAAUACAGGACCAGGAUCUACAUGGACAUGGACCAAUCAUAAACGGCUCUGAAGUUUUAUUGGAUGAACUCAUGAUUUAACAAUUAAUGGAUGAAUGGAUGAUUUAGUGAUAUGUCUUCAUAUUAUGUUAUGUGAUAUGUAUUAUGUGUUACAUACUGUACAUAAACAAUAUAAUGUUCAGAACCUAAUUAAAUAUACCAAAACGUAACCAAUACCAACUACUGUUUCAUUAAAAAAAAAAUCU